Messenger RNA from Exophiala oligosperma, 2939 nucleotides. RefSeq lists its product as uncharacterized. The record is from RefSeq and is a predicted model, not a curated record. NCBI's taxonomy places the organism in Eukaryota, Fungi, Ascomycota, Eurotiomycetes, Chaetothyriales, Herpotrichiellaceae. Gene Ontology annotation, cellular component: endoplasmic reticulum membrane. The coding region runs from base 204 to 2885 and encodes 893 amino acids. The transcript has a single exon. Gene Ontology annotation, biological process: dolichyl monophosphate biosynthetic process. Gene Ontology annotation, molecular function: dolichol kinase activity.
CUCCACAGCAUUCUGUACAUAUAGUUGGCAUGUGAAGUCCCCAAUGUCUUCCCAACAAGAAUAGGACUAUGGCUUCACGGUCUAUGGGCCAUCUGAUCUCACUUCCAGGCCGACACCAUCCACCAUGACCUGAUCGAUACCACCCGUACACGGCGAAGUCUUUUGGCUUACCUUUCUUUCCUUGACUUCUGCCUGUUCCCCCGAUGACUCUCACGAGGCCUACGAGAGAUGAUAGCAGCCGAUCCAGUUCGCAGGAACUGUACCACCGAGCCAGCCUGACUCUCGAGCGGACCCGCACACCCUAUCACCUCAAAGCCGAGAGUCUGACCAGGCCGAUCGGACUCUCUACCUUCCUCACCCCUGAUGGAAGCGCCACAUCACCCCUCAGCCGCUCCGAGUCAAGCGAAAGCGGCACGGAGGCGGACGACGAAAAGGGACCUCUUCUGAAAGGUCUCCCGGCGCCUCCACUGCGCAUGAGAAAGGGCCUACGUGGGACCUCGCCUGCUGCUCUGACCCCGGCCGCCAGCCCCCUGCCGACUCCUCCGGCAUUCGUCGAGGCGCGCGAGUUCGAAUACUUCGGCACUCCCCGCAAGACGGCAAGGAAAACACCACAAGCUGGAAAGGUCGUCAAAGAUUUUGAAGCCUACAAGGCUCGGAAGCGGAGAGAGAUUGUGCGAAGAUGUGUCGAGACUUUGCUCCUCGUCGCAAUCGGUGGCGUUAUUUGGACGAAUGUGAAGGACUCCCCUGGGAUAUCAGACUGGAACAGUGAGCUGCUCGGAUACUUGCUCCUUCCUCCGGUGACCUACCUCACCGUACCUCUCCGCCUGACCUUCCGCGCCGUUGCGACAGGGAAGUCAGUCAUUCAAGCAGUUCGUCUGGGAUUUCAUAUCCCUUCUCGGUUUGACCCUGGGCCUUUGUUGUAUCCUGUGGCCAUGCCAGUCCUGAUCGCACUAUCGUUGUUCCAACGAUGUCAUACAUUUCUUCCUGUGGCCAUUGUGUGUGGACUUUCUGCGAUUCCGCCAUCCGUCACUGCAACGCCACGAGUCAGGGGGAUGGGCGAUUAUGUUCACUGGCUCAUAACGAUAUUCCCGAUUCAUGCUUCUCAAUUACGGUUUUCGCAUGAAUACCUCCAGAAACCGGUGUCUUUGAAACUAAGCAGCGAGGGCUUGUUGCAGCAAGAGGACUUGACAUUGUUAUACCCACUGCAUCAAUCGCUUAUGACUAUUCUCGGUUACCUCACGACUUCAAGUCUCGAUAUAUCCGAACUUAGAUUGUUUUCGACCGCUAUGAUUCACCUUCUCCUCUUCGCAAGGACCCCACAGGCAGAGAUUCUGAAAGCCAUGUUAUGGCUCGGAGGACUAUGCAUCUUCAUUACAUGUAGGCGAAUGCUUGCUUGGGAAGUCGCCCUUGCUCGAGUGCCAACCUGGAAACUUCUACGGAGACGUCCUAGACCCGGACUUGUUUCACAAGUCGAUCAAGCCAUCUGUGUUCUGCUGACGCGUGGACACCUGCGCUCCAGGCGGCGUGAGUCAUCCGAGAGUGAUUCUGAACGACCGCCGCUACGGCCCAUUUCCACCAGCAAGUCCAAACUGCGGCUCAACAUCAACGCGAGAGCGUCUACGACUCCAAUUGCUGAGCCGAUGUCUGCAGUGGAGCCUUUGAAGCCGAGAGAAGCAUUUACAAAUGGGCCUGUUCUUCAGAAAACGCCUCGCCGCAACACAUUCACAGUAUUCGAACGGAUAGCUAGCAGCACCCAGUCGUCAGCGGGGAAGAAGAUGAGAGCACCUCUUGCAGGCCAGUCGAAUGUCUUUUUGUUCUUCACUUUGGAGCAGGCUCGAGUGCGCAAGUACGCCUAUGCAGCUGCUGCAUACUUCUGCGUAGCGGCCACAAUACUAGGACCUGUUCGAUUCUUUGUUGGCACCAGAGCCCUAUCUGGCCAUGAACCCUUUGGUUGGGCGAUCGGCUACCUUUUUGGAAAUAUCCCGACUUUCAGAUUCUGGGUGGUCAGCAACAAUCUCGAGAGAUGGAUAAGUCUUCCAGCUCGCGUGUCUGCUGACGUCGCGCCUGUUGCUCCUUUCUCGAUCGAAUACAUUCGUCAAAACACCUUGGGCCCAGCAAAUACUCGCCUUCUGAUCUGCGGGUACUGCGUGGCCGUGUUAUUCAUGGGUAUUUUUGCAGUACUCCGCCUAACUUCUGUGGUCGAAGUCGACACCAGGCGGAAAGUCUUUCAUGGUAUCAUGGUUGCAAUGCUUCUUCCUACUAUUUUUGUCGAUCCAUGCUUUAUCGCUUUAGCGCUGAGUCUGGUGUUGGCUGUAUUUUUAUUAUUGGACCUGUUUCGAGCUUCACAACUACCUCCCAUCUCGAAACCACUUACAACAUUUCUAGCCCCAUAUGUGGACGGGCGUGACUAUCGUGGCCCAGUCAUCGUUUCGCAUAUAUUUCUACUCAUAGGGUGUGCGAUUCCUCUCUGGUUAUCGCUGGCUGCGACACCGCGUACAGGCGAGGACGCCUGGGGAGGAUGGGAUACACCAGUUCGCGAACUGUCUAUGGUUAGUGGCGUUGUUUGCGUUGGAAUGGGCGAUGCUGCAGCAAGUUUGGUUGGCAGGCGUUAUGGGAAGACAAAAUGGUAUUGGUCUGGCGGGAAAAGUCUAGAAGGCAGCCUCGCCUUUGCCGUUGCUGUUGUUUGUGGUCUCGCGAUGGCCUGGACCUGGCUCAGACUGGGAGGCUGGGCACUUUGGCCGAGUGGGCCGUUGUCACUUAUAUUCGCAAAAUUCGUCUUCGCAGGAGUCGGAGCGAGUUUACUAGAGAGCACUCUGACAGCGGCAAACGAUAAUGUGGUAGUACCCAUAGGGUUGUGGCUGUUAGUGAGAGGAUUGAAUAUAUAGACGUAUGGGGGCUGGGACACCGCAUAUACCAUACCAAUUAUUCAGCCUUGUGAC